Molecule: messenger RNA, 582 nt
Organism: Alnus glutinosa
Lineage: Eukaryota; Viridiplantae; Streptophyta; Magnoliopsida; Fagales; Betulaceae
Product: sugar transport protein 13-like
Exons: 4
Coding region: 1-582 (193 amino acids)
Biological process (GO): transmembrane transport
Cellular component (GO): membrane
Molecular function (GO): carbohydrate transmembrane transporter activity
Source: RefSeq, a predicted model, not a curated record
AUGCCUGCGCGAGGCUUCUCCGGUCCUCCGGGUGGAGGCACUGAAUUCGAGGCCAAGAUCACGCCAUUUUCAUGCAUUAUGGCCGCCACGGGAGGCCUCAUGUUCAGUUACGACGUCGGUGUUUCAGGUGGUGUUACAUCCAUACCCUCCUUCUUGAAGAAAUUUUUUCCCGUUGUUUACCGGAGGACUCUGCAGAAUGCAAAUCUUGACAGCAAUUACUGCAAAUACGAUAAUCAAGGUCUUCAAUUGUUCACAUCAUCACUGUACCUCGCCGGUUUAACCUCAACAUUCUUCGCAUCCUACAUGACCAGGAAGCUAGGUUGGAAGCCAACCAUGUUGAUCGCCGGAGUUUUCUUCCUGUGCGGGACCGUCCUUAAUGCCGCAGCGCAAGACCUUGCCAUGCUCAUUAUUGGUAGGAUCUUGCUUGGAUGUGGAGUCGGUUUUGCUAAUCAGGCUGUGCCACUGUUCCUUUCAGAGAUUGCGCUCACAAGGAUACGUGGAGGUUUGAACAUUCUCUUUCAACUGAACAUCACCAUUGGCAUUGUCCUCGCAAACCUCAUCAAUUACGGUACCAAUAAGUAA